Molecule: messenger RNA, 929 nt
Organism: Trichoderma harzianum CBS 226.95
Lineage: Eukaryota; Fungi; Ascomycota; Sordariomycetes; Hypocreales; Hypocreaceae
Exons: 2
Coding region: 101-856 (251 amino acids)
Molecular function (GO): oxidoreductase activity
Source: RefSeq, a predicted model, not a curated record
UUGUUCUUUCUUAGCCGCCUUUUACCCCAUCUCAACUGCAGAGACAAUCAAAAUCAACUUUGUGUAAGCGUCAACGUCUUGAAUAGAGAGAGUUCAUAAAAUGGCCUUUGCAGGCAAGGUUUACGCCGUCACUGGCGGUGCCAGCGGAAUUGGACUAGCCACGGUGAAGCUAUUGGCUGAGCAAGGUGCCAUCGUGUGCUUCGCAGACGUCAACACAACCGCCCUGGCAGAGGCCGAGGCUUACCUGAAAGAAAAGGGGGCAAAGUUCACAGCAACCAAGGUAGACGUAUCGAAAAAGGCAGAGGUAGAAGGCUGGAUCGAGGGCAUUGUCAAGACGUUCGGACAGUUGGAUGGCGCCGCCAACAUUGCGGGCAUCAUCGGCAAGCACCACUCCAUCCAUUCGGUCGGGGAACUGGAUGACGACGAAUGGGACAAGAUCAUCGCGGUGAACCUGACCGGGUGCAUGUACUGCAUGAGAGCUGAGCUCCGAAAUAUCAAAGACGGUGGCUCCAUUGUCAAUAUGGCUUCGAUCCAAGGCAUUACGGGUCUGGCCUAUCACGGAGCUUAUGGUGCCAGUAAGCAUGGGGUUGUUGGCCUGACUCGAAUAGCGGCCAAGGAGUAUGGCAAGCGGGAGGUGAGGGUGAAUGCAGUGGCCCCUGGAUCAAUCUACACACCAAUGAUGCAGCAGUCGUGGGACGCGACUGGACGCCCUGCAGACGCCCCCUUUGAUGAUCCCACCGCCUUCCAGAGGCAAGGAAAGCCAGAGGAGGUUGCCAAGGUUGUUCUGUUCUUAUUGGGUCCUGACAGCACCUUUGUCAGUGGUAGUGUGUACUCGGUAGAUGGUGCAUGGAUUUGAUUAAAAGGAUGUAACGUCAAAAUUAUAUGAGUUAUAGGCAACUAAAUGGGAUACCUCUACGUGAUAAUUUAAC